This is a messenger RNA of Leptosia nina, 972 nucleotides long. The record is from the annotation of a GenBank genome assembly. Lineage: Eukaryota; Metazoa; Arthropoda; Insecta; Lepidoptera; Pieridae.
AUGUUUAUGCAACAUCUCUUUAAUUAUUUAAAUUUAUUAAACUGGUUAAAAGGCACUGUUAGAAAAAAGGAGAAAAUGUCCAUUAAACAAGGCAAUUAUAUGUUAGCCUUAAUUAUAGAUAUAAUUCUGGGUUAUUAUGUAUUAGAGAUAUUACUGGAAGAUAGAAAACAAAUUGGAGUUAUAUUACUAGGAAUAUUAGAGAAGCUAGUUAAUUCCAUGUACACACUUUUAAAAUGGUUAAUGGGAGCUCCAGCAGGGUUGAAAUUAAACAAUGCUUUUAAUAAAAUGCUUGGUAAUUAUUUUUCAUACCACGUGGAGCUGUGGUGGUUGUUUCUAGAUGUAUCUAGUGAAAGGCUAGAUUUUAUAUUAUACAUUUACCAAUAUAUUGGUUAUUUUGGAUUGACUUUUCAAGCUGCCAUAAUAUCAGAUAUGCUGUGCAUUACAACAUUUCAUUCUUAUUGCAUUUAUGUCUAUGCUGCCAGACUAUUUAACAUCCAGAUGUCAGGUCUGACUGCAUUACUAAGAUUAUUUGUUGGAAGAAAAUACAACCCUCUACGAAACUGUAUAGACUCGUGUGAAUAUACUAAUCAAGAAUUAUUUGUGGGCACUGUAGCAUUUACUAUAUUACUUUUGCUGUUGCCAACUACCCUCAUGUAUUAUAUUGUGUUUACCAUGUUUCGUGUGUUAUCCUUAUUAGUGCAGUAUAUUUUGGCAAGGCUAAUACACUUUACGCAUUCUUUACCCUUGUACGUUAUUACCUUGUGGUUAACACACUCUCCAAAAUUAGCAGGCGAUGUCUUUAUAGAAGAGCAAGAAAGUAAUGACCGAUCACAUUUAAUUCUUAGAAUUAAAUUGUUUAACAAACCAUUGAAAGAGCUAGUAAAGUGUUUUCUACCACCCAUAGAAAUACCAAAAAAUGUAGAAUGGACUAGUAUAGUCUCCAAUGUAUUCACAGGAAAGCAGAUUAUAUAG